CCCGGAAGUUAUUUUGCUGACUUGGGUAGCUUCACUGUGCUUGAUGAUUGCACCAUGAGCGUGGGCGAUCGCGCGAUUCGGUUCGAACCACAUACAUAUAUAAUAGCCCCUCGCAGCCAGAACACGCUCGAUUCUCUAGUUCUCUACGCGGCCGCGUCGGGUGCAUCUUUCUACAAAACCACAACGAAAAGGCCCCCAAUUUAUCGCUUGAUUACAGUGUGCCUUACGCUGUCCGACGGGAUAUCGUUGGGGAGACUCCGUGAGUCGGGGUAUGUGCAGAUCUGGACACUGGGAAAGCGCACAUUUCCUUCAUUACUCCGUAGAGGCUGAAGCGCACUUGCGCGGGAAUGUGAUAAGAAGGCGGUCUAGGAUCGGGCUUUGGUUUUUUUUUCUUUUCUUAACUACUUAGUUCGCACACGUACUUAAGAAAUCCAAUUUUCUCUGUACUCGCGCAAACCUAUUGUUGACCCCGUCUGAUCUGUGUUCCCUUGAACUGCCAUGGCGACCAAGAUGUCGAACGGAGCGGCACCCGGGCCUGAGAGGGCCCCGAGUCCCCGCGUCGUGCCCAUGAAGGUGAUUGUCUGCGGUCUGAUGAGGACGGGCACACUAAGUGUGAAGGCUGCGUUGCGGCAGCUGGGCAUCCACGAUGUAUACCACAUGCAGACAACUGGGACGAACCCCGAAGAUAUCCCAGACUGGAUGCGGGCAAUCGACGCAAAGUAUAACGGUAAGGGGCAGUUCACCCGCGAGGAUUGGGACAAGCUCCUGGCCACCUACCAGGCCACAACCGAUCUCCCGGCCUCGCUCUUCGGCACCGAACUGGCGCGCGCCUACCCAGAAGCAAAGGUCAUCAUCCUCAACCGCGAGCGCGAGAAGUGGUACAACUCGUGCCUGACGUCGAUCCACGCCGCCUUCAGCUCCAUCACGCUCCUCGACAAGAUCCUCAUCAUGCUCUUCGACCCUUACCUUCGCCAGCAGGCCAUCUUCCACCACAAGGUCAACACCCAGGUGCAGGGGUUUGCCUGGCCCGAAAAGGAGAAGGCGCUGGCGUUCUACGAUCGCUACUAUGACGAGUGGCGGAAGGAGAUCCCCAAGGAGCGCGUCCUCGAGUACCGUGUCCAGGACGGCUGGGGACCGCUCUGCAAGCAUUUGGGCGUCCCUGUGCCCAUGGUCGAGGUCAAUGGACGCAUGGUUGAAGCCGAGUACCCCAGGCUGAACGACGGCGCGUCGAUGCUCGCGGCCGCGAAGAGCAAGUGCCGGGCCAUGAGGAAGAGGGUGUUUUGGAGAUUGGCCGGGUGGGUGCAGACUGUCGGCUUUGUGGGUCUGUUGGCGUAUGUAUUGUCUUCCAGGCAAGGCAGAGUUCCUCUUGGGUUCUCGGGUUGGACUAGUAGCAAAUCACUUUGAGGGAGAUUUGGGAAGGAGUCUUGAAGGGAAUGGUUUUGGUUAUCGUUUCGUCUCUCGUUAUGUCCUGACCAUCUUUAGGUCUUUGCUUAGCUGGCACAAUCUUUCAUAGACUGGGAAGUUCGGGUAUAGUUCGUUCAGCCUCCGCUUAGGUUCCUGGUUCUCCUUGCGCCUCAUUGGUGCAUAUGACAAAGAAAUGAUCUCAUUCUCGGAGGAGUCCUAAUCUUUCCCAACGUCUUUGCGGGCUGCAGAUUCCUCGUUGUGUAUUCAUGCUACAUGUACAUCCCAGCUCAGUUUGAUAUCAUGAUCCGGAGCUGAGACAUUGGCCUUGGCAGUGAGGAAAGAGUGUAAGAGUUUCUUGGACUCUGAGGGUUUUGCCAGUGAGGAUCGUGGACAUUGUG
Molecule: messenger RNA, 1802 nt
Organism: Canariomyces notabilis
Lineage: Eukaryota; Fungi; Ascomycota; Sordariomycetes; Sordariales; Chaetomiaceae
Exons: 3
Coding region: 499-1404 (301 amino acids)
Source: RefSeq, a predicted model, not a curated record